This is a messenger RNA of Akanthomyces muscarius, 918 nucleotides long. RefSeq lists its product as uncharacterized. Gene Ontology annotation, cellular component: cytoplasm. NCBI's taxonomy places the organism in Eukaryota, Fungi, Ascomycota, Sordariomycetes, Hypocreales, Cordycipitaceae. The coding region runs from base 1 to 918 and encodes 305 amino acids. Gene Ontology annotation, biological process: phosphatidylcholine biosynthetic process; phosphatidylethanolamine biosynthetic process. The transcript is spliced from 2 exons. Gene Ontology annotation, molecular function: choline kinase activity; ethanolamine kinase activity. The record is from RefSeq and is a predicted model, not a curated record.
AUGUUUCGCAAAUGUCAAUUGCCAUGUGCAACGACCGAAACCAACGGCCAGUGCACCGGAAGAGCCGCUCAAGAAGCGGUGCUCUGUCACGAAUACGCCCAGACUGGACGAGGAGCUCUCAUGUACGGUUUCUUUCAGACGAAAGACGGGACAUUUGGUCGAAUUGAUGAGUUUCUGGAUUCGCGGAUCAUGUUACCCGAGGACGCUGAAGAUGCCGUCCUGCGGUCCGAGGUCGCCGAGGCAUUCGCUUCAUUCCAUUCAAUGAACCACUCUCUCGAGCUUCAGCCAGUCGAUUCGUUCUAUGCAGCGAUUAUGGGCGGGCUCGGCACGUUGCAGGGCUCCGACAAACUCAAGUCCAUUGGCAAAGCAGGAGGUGUAGAUGUGGACCGGUUAAUCGACUACGAUUUUGCCACGAGAGUGGGAAAAAUUGCUGAUAAACUGGCGUCUAUGGGCGCCAAAACGGGACUUUGUAUAAACGACGUGGCCUAUAUGAACGUCUUGGUAAAAAACGCGCCUUUAAAGGAUGAAGAAAGUAGGGUGGCUCUGAUUGAUUUUGAAUUCGCACUGCACAACUACCGAGCAUUUGACAUCGCUGCGCACUUUGCGGAAAAGACAUUUACAUGGUCCGAGGAGGAGAGCAAAGGGGCUGAAAGUCGAAAAUACACAGACGAUGAGAAGAGGCUAUUUUGUGAGGCGUACGCUAGACGAUGGAACCAGUCAACGGGGGGUGCCGAUACGGCAGAGCAGGUGUUUCUCGAGGCACAGCACGGUUCCAUGCUGAGCAUUGCAUGGAACGUGUACAAUAUGCUUUGUGUCGUAGAAGAUCAUGGAGAGAAAGGAAGUUGCAAUCUUUCGGGACUUAAUAAUCUGCUGGAAGAGUUUGAGGCUCAGUUUACUCAAUUAGGCUUGAAUGAUUAA